AUGACCCCACCCAAUCUCAAGGCCGGCCUGUUUGUUUACAUAUUGUCUGUGGCUGCUUUCCCGCUGCAGUGGCAGACUGGAGUAGUUGCGACAGAGACGGUGCGGCCCACAAAGCCUGAAAUAUUUACUACCCGGCCGUUUACAGCGAACGUUAGCCAAACUCUCCUCUCAGAGAAAUUCCGGGUCGAUAUGCCUGGCUCCGGCAGUGCCUUCAUCCCCACCAUCAACGCCAUCACGACCAGCCAGGACCUGCAGUGGAUGGUGCAGCCCACAGUGAUCACCUCCAUGUCCAACCCGUACCCCCGCUCGCACCCCUACAGCCCCCUGCCGGGCCUGGCCUCUGUCCCUGGGCACAUGGCCCUCCCCAGACCCGGCGUGAUCAAGACCAUCGGCACCACUGUGGGUCGCAGGAGGAGAGAUGAGCAGCUGUCCCCUGAAGAGGAGGAGAAGCGUCGAAUCCGGAGGGAAAGGAACAAGCUCGCCGCUGCCAAGUGCCGGAACCGCCGUCGGGAGCUGACGGAGAAGCUGCAGGCGGAGACGGAGGAGCUGGAGGAGGAGAAGUCGGGCCUGCAGAAAGAGAUCGCUGAGCUGCAGAAGGAGAAGGAGAAGCUGGAGUUCAUGCUGGUGGCCCACGGGCCCGUGUGCAAGAUCAGCCCAGAGGAGCGCCGGUCGCCCCCGGACAGCCCCUCGUCCUCCUCGGCGGGGCUGGACAAGGGCCAGCGCUCUGUCAUCAAGCCCAUCAGCAUUGCCGGGGGCUUCUACGGGGAGGAGCCCCUGCACACCCCCAUCGUGGUGACCUCCACGCCUGCCAUCACUCCGGGCACCUCGAACCUCGUCUUCACCUACCCCAGCGUCCUGGAGCAGGAGUCGCCCGCCUCGCCCUCCGAGUCCUGCUCCAAGGCUCACCGCAGGAGCAGUAGCAGUGGGGACCAGUCCUCAGACUCCUUGAACUCCCCCACCCUGCUGGCCCUGUAACCAGCGGCCGGGGGUCCUCAUCGCUGCCUCCUCCCCUGGGACCAGCACCUUCCAGCGCUCCGGGGGGCUGCGAGGGCACGAGGGGGCCCUGCCAGCGAGCUUCCUGGCUCUGGGACCGAGGAGGCGCGGGCAUGAGGCGCUGGAGGACCGACCUGGGUGAGAUCUCUGAGAAGUCAUGAAACCUCCUCCCUCGUCCAUCUUGCAAAGCGAAUCCUGUUUCUUGAAACGCCUUGGAGAACUUGGUGGGCUCGGGCAGCUCUCCGGCUUCUGAAGCGCCUGAAGCUGGUGUGGACCAUUCCUGUCCCUUGGUUACGAAACGUCUCUGGAGUGAUGGUGCCCUGCCCUGCCCCACCGAGCAUGCCCGUGGCCUGUUGGUUUCACCUUCCCCCUAUUUGCCCCUUCUACCCCCAGUGUCAGUUUCACUUCCUCUUGGUUUUUAUCAAGUUUGCCAUGACAUUUCAUCUGGGUGGUCUGACUAUUAAAACUUCGUUUCUGGAGAUGGGGCAGCAGGUGGCUCUUCUGCUGGGGCGGACUGUCCAGAGGGGACAAUGUGCAAUACGGAACCUUCCUCCCCGACACUCCCCGUCACCGCCAUCUCCAGGGGUCCCGGCAGCGCUCCGUGGGCUCUGGAGGAGAUGCACCGGCACGAGAGGCUCAGAGCACCUCCCUCCCCACCAUCGGGUUCGGCUCUCGGCUCUGGCGGAGCGGCUUGGCCAGAAGACAGGGUGUGAGGGAGACAGCCAGGGCACAGGUUGUGUUUGCCAAACGCCUAAUUAACAGGCCAGGAAUAGUGCCAACAAGCCA
This is a messenger RNA of Myotis brandtii (Brandt's bat), 1779 nucleotides long. RefSeq names its product FOS-like antigen 2 (gene FOSL2). Lineage: Eukaryota; Metazoa; Chordata; Mammalia; Chiroptera; Vespertilionidae. Gene Ontology annotation, molecular function: RNA polymerase II cis-regulatory region sequence-specific DNA binding; DNA-binding transcription factor activity, RNA polymerase II-specific. Gene Ontology annotation, cellular component: nucleus. Bases 1 to 975 code for a protein of 324 amino acids. The transcript has 6 exons. Gene Ontology annotation, biological process: regulation of transcription by RNA polymerase II. The record is from RefSeq and is a predicted model, not a curated record.